This is a messenger RNA of Myripristis murdjan (pinecone soldierfish), 4256 nucleotides long. RefSeq names its product SWI/SNF-related matrix-associated actin-dependent regulator of chromatin subfamily B member 1-like. The transcript has 9 exons. Gene Ontology annotation, biological process: chromatin remodeling. NCBI's taxonomy places the organism in Eukaryota, Metazoa, Chordata, Actinopteri, Holocentriformes, Holocentridae. Bases 392 to 1498 code for a protein of 368 amino acids. Gene Ontology annotation, cellular component: nuclear chromosome. The record is from RefSeq and is a predicted model, not a curated record.
UAUACUUUACAUCAGCCUAAAUUAAAUAUUGCCAUUUAUCCAUAGGCCUACAUGGAAAUCUGUCAAGUCAUAGGCUUGCUGUAUUGCCAUUACAUUUAAAAAGACGAGAUACCACCACGUUGUUUAGCGGAAAUCUUAAUUUGGAUGCUUCAUUAUGGUUUAAAUGAGCUAAUCAUUCCCUGCACAUGACUACAAAUAUAUUCUCGUCUAACUGAAUUCGGUAACUCGAAGUAGUCAGGGAUCAUUGUCAGUUCCCAAUUAGUAAACGUGAAAGCUGAAGUGAACUAUUCUGACGCGGGACUGUCACGUUUCCCAUUUUCCCCAGAGGCCAGGAACGCAGCAGGAGAGGAGACGGCUGCUCACUAGUUAGCUGCUCAGAGACUGCGCCAAGAUGCAACUGGCGUUAAGUAAAACAUUUGGCCAGAAGCCCAUUAAAUUUCAAUUAGAACAAGAUGGGGACUUUUACAUGGUUGGAUCAGAGGUUGGAAACUACCUGCGUAUGUUCAGAGGUUCUCUGUAUAAAAGAUACCCAUCUUUAUGGAGGAGGCUGGCCUCAGUGGAGGAGAGGAAGAAAAUUGUAGCAUCAUCACAUGCCACCAGUGUUACUUUGCUGAAGGCCUCAGAGUGUGAAGAGAUCUUCGAGGGUAAUGAUGAGAAAUACAAGGCGGUGUCCAUCAGCACAGAACCCCCAGCUUACCUCAGGGAGCAGAAGGCGAAGAGGAGCAGUCAGUGGGUUCCCACACUGCCCAACAGCUCUCACCACCUGGACGCCGUGCCUUGCUCCACCACCAUCAACCGCAACCGAAUGGGCCGUGACAAGAAGAGGACGUUUCCCCUGUGCUUUGACGAUCACGACCCCGCAGUGAUCCAUGAGAAUGCGUCCCAGGUAGAGGUGUUGGUUCCCAUCCGUCUGGACAUGGAGAUAGAUGGCCAGAAGCUCCGAGAUGCCUUCACAUGGAACAUGAACGAAAAGCUGAUGACCCCGGAGAUGUUUGCGGAGAUUUUGUGCGAUGACCUGGACCUGAAUCCCCUGGCCUUCGUCCCGGCCAUUGCCUCAGCCAUUCGUCAACAGAUUGAGUCCUACCCCACUGACAGCAUACUUGACGAACAGACAGACCAGCGAGUCAUCAUCAAGCUCAACAUCCACGUGGGGAACAUCUCUCUGGUGGACCAGUUCGAGUGGGACAUGUCAGAGAGGGAAAACUCCCCCGAGACCUUUGCCUUGAAGCUGUGCUCUGAGCUGGGCCUUGGAGGAGAGUUUGUCACGACUAUCGCCUACAGCAUCCGAGGUCAGCUCAGCUGGCAUCAGAGGACGUAUGCCUUCAGUGAGAACCCACUACCCACAGUAGAGAUCGCCAUCCGCAACACAGGCGAUGCAGACCAGUGGUGCCCCCUGCUGGAAACCCUCACCGAUGCCGAAAUGGAGAAGAAGAUAAGAGACCAAGACAGGAACACCAGACGCAUGAGACGGCUGGCCAACACCGCUCCAUCCUGGUAGGAGGAGGCGUUCAGCUGCAUCAGGGCCUCCGUGGAGCGUUGGUGACGCCUCCCUGCAGAUUUCCGUUAUUAUCAAAUAAGCAAGGAACUAAACACACCUACAGACAGAUGAUCCAAGAAGGGUUCAUGAAGCACCGAGACAUUCCUGUAAGCAUGAAACACUGACACACAUGUGAUGAUCGGUCUCCGAGCACUUCAUCAGACCUGCCUUUGAACACACACACACACAAACACACACGCAGGCAUUCCACUGGUUAAAAAAAUCUCCCAUCAUCUUACUUAAGUUUGCCUUUGGGACAUAAGUCACAAUAUUUAAUCCACAAGUCACUCCUAGCUAGUGUUUUUCUUUUAAGGAGGUUUAUCUGUUGUCUGUUACAGAUUGUCAAACCAAACCAUGUUAAUCUGCAAUGUGCGUGUAACACUUGUGUGUGAAAAUGCUCGACGUUGCGGUGGAUUAAGUUGAAGGUAAUUGAGCAGGGUGUAUGAUUUGUUUGUGAAAUGACACCCUGGGGUUUGUGACAUGACACUGACCUGAGCCCUCCAGACAGCGUUCCUGUUACCUCGGGCCGUCUGGUGUUUGGUCUUGUUUACUCCACGACCCAAAGAGUUUUCUCUCAUCCAGAGUGAACACGUCCAUAAUAUCUAGUACAAAAUUGUCAGCUUAAAUUAGCUACUGUAUUUUGAGUCAACUGUGAUUGAAUCCUGCCCUGAUCAUCAUCAGUGGCCAGUUUUUAAAACAUUUAAACUGGAUUGGAAUGUAGAAUGGUCUGGAUUAUCAAAUCCCCCAUUUUCUGAUUAAGGAGCAAAAUGAAUGGAAUUGAUUUUGACCCAGUUUCUCCAAACAUUUUCACGCUGGAUAAUGAUCAUCCAGAUAUCGCAAGAUCAUGAUUUCCAAAUUUGGCUUUGGAGUGCUUUCAAUAUGCCUCUAAAUGGCCAUGUAUCUUAUUUACUAAAAAGACAAAUUAUUAAUAAAAUACCUUUUUAAAAAAGAGACAGGUUUCUUCUGUCCACCAUCUUCAAAGCUACAGUAUAAAAUACAAUAUACUGUGUAUCUGGACACAACAGCAACAUGUGCAUUAGAGAUACAGCUAACAGUUAUUUUUAGUAUUGAUUAAUAUGUUGAUUAUUUUCUCGAUUAAUCGAUUAGUUGUUUGGUCAAAGGUGAUGUUCUCAAAUGCCCACAACCCAAUGAUAGUUUACUGUCAUAGAGGACUAAAGAGACCAGAAUAUUAUUAUUCACAUUCUAAUAUUCACAUUUGAGAAGAUGGAGCAUGAGAAUUUGGAAACGGUCGUCUUAAAAAUUAUUCAAAAAGAUUAAUUAUCAAAAUAGUUGGUGAUUCAGUUAACAGUUUGCAACUAAUCAAUUAUUCAACUCGGUGUCACUCAAAUGUUCAUAUCUUUUUUAAUAAUAGCAUUUAUAAAGAUCACUUUAAAGUAAACAUUCACUGAUAAAAUGCAGUCGUUGUUUACUAACUGAUAAUAAGAUCAAGUAGUUGUUUUUAGGUCAGUAAAUUAUGAAAGUGUUUAAAUCAGCACAGGUUCAUUUUCUCUCUAUACCUUGAGACUGUAAGUCAUUUUUGUAAAACUGUGCCUUCAUUUUGUCAGUCUACUCUGAAUCCACUCCCCUAGCUGGGAUCAAAAUGAUCCUGAUUUUUAGCAUUAAUUUAAUACAGGUUUUUUUGCCUUUAGUUUCGAAGAAUACAAAAACAGCAUGUUAUCUGGAUUAAAUGGGAUUGGAUUAAAAAAAAUCCAGGUCCAAAGAAAGAGAUCAGAAAACUUAGAUCAGAAAUAUAAUCUGCUUUGGAGGGAAAAAAAAUGAUGACUUAAUCUAGACAAAUCACUUUUAUCCAGGAGGUUAGGUUUUGAAAGACCAGCUCCUGGUGCUGCUCUGUGACAUUUUUCAGAGGCCGACCAACGGACUUGGGAAUAAAAAUGUCAUUUACUGAGUGAGGACGUCCCAGUGACGCAGUGUUAGGGACAUGCAGUGAGUAUAGGAAUCACUGUUUUUUUUUUCUUCUCUGAUUUAAGGUCAUUAUGUUGGUGAUUUAAAUUUAUGCCUUUUUAAGUAUUUAAGGUGUCAAAUGCGAAUUACAUGUUCAUUCACCAGUAUAAGUUCAUAUUUUUUAAUAAGUCUUAACCUUCGCUGCUGCUUCAGUAUCCAUCUGUUAAAGGUUAGUUACUGGUUACUAAAAAAAAGUGUUUUGGUAGCAUAUAGCAAUAGAGUAAAACAGAUUAUUGCAUCAAAUAGCAGGUGAUGGAGGACAAACUGAAAGCAGAUUUAAGAUUUGUUUAAGAUUUUAAACAGAAUAAAUAUUUGUUUUGCUGUCCUGAGGAUGAUGUGUGACAUAUCCCUGGAUGACCACGGCCCCCUGAUAAGCUAUUUCACCAACCUCCCCUGGUAACUCUAAUGUUGUCCGAGGGCUACACACACGCGCACACACACACACACACACACACACACACACACAUACGCGGGCCCAGAUCUACUAAAAGUUUGCACUAGCGCAAAUGAAAUAGUGGGUUCAAGUAUUAGCAAUUAGCCUCUCUGUAAUUCUUUCACCUCUUAUCUUUGAAGCUGCUCAAUUCUAACGAGUUAUGUGCACCUGUUCUCGUUUGCAUGAUCAACCUGCGCCUCAUGUUGCAGCCGUUUUAGAAGAUCCGGGCCUAUACAUGUUACUAAGAGCCUUGUCUGGCAGAAAGAAAAAAAAAACAACAUGCCGACGAAAACCAAUCGUGUCUUUCUAAGUAAUGAUAUUCAA